CUUGCCUGAUGAUGUUUUGAUUUUCGUCAUCGUCCGCGAAUGUUAAUGCUGAGAAAGUUUGUUUUUCGUGUUUUCGAAUUUUAAAACUAUAAAAUUCUACCUUUACCUUUGUCGUUUAAUUUUAUAAUCUAUUCAGAGUGAUUGUGUGCAAAAAAUGGGAACAUCCGAUUGGGACAUUCUCCGGAAGCAGGCCCGGCAUCUGGAAAACGAAAUCGACCUGAAGCUGAUCGCCUACAACAAGGUAGGGGCAGGAAGCAGUUCGCUCAGCAGUUCCCCUUCCGGCGGUUCCAGCCCGCUCGAUACGGCUCCCCUUCUAGGGGACCAUGUAUUCGAGACGUUGUCGCUGGAAAUCGAACAGAUGCUGGACAAGCUGUCCAACAUCAACGAGAAGAUGUCCGAAAUUCCGGGCACCGGGGCAGCCGUAAUGCACGUGCUUCAGAGACACAGAGAAAUCUUACAUGGCUACAGACAGGAAUAUCUGAAAAUCCAGGCUAACCAUACGACUCGCUUGGAACGGGAAGAACUGCUCAGAGGCUCCGGACUGGGUCCUUCCUCGAUGAGCUCUCCAUCCACUUCCGGUUUGAGUCGCCGGGAUAUGUAUUUGAAGGAAAAUACCCAUCUGAAUAACUCCAGCUCGAUGGUCAACGAUCAGAUAAGCAUCGCAAUGGAAACGAAGGAACAUCUGAAUUCUCAAAGGCAGCACAUGAAGCGCUUCCAAACCCGGAUGCACGACAUUUCGCAUCGGUUCCCGAUGAUUUCUAGUUUAAUUCAACGGAUCAACAUUCGAAAACGUCGAGAAUCGCUGAUACUGGGCGGCGUGAUAGCAGUCUGUACGAUUCUUCUGUUCCUGUAUGCGGUUCAUUAAUUUUGUUCUUUUCGUAGUUGUUGUAAUGAUACUAUCAAACUGACUAAAGGUUACUUUACAAUUCCUCUAUUGUUAUAUUUAUAUUUUACCUAAAUAUCGGCAACACAAAACACAUGAAAUCGAGCAAUAAGAAAACAUAAUUUACUUUCUCAAAAAAAUCCUUUUAAUAGGGUAGUUGUUUAUAUUAUUACCGAUUGCCAGAAGGUUAAUGUACAGGAAAACAAAAUAAUUCAACGGUUGAUAUUGGAGGAUGAACUUCAACACAGAAGCUUCUAUUUAACAUACAUUUACCUAAUUUGUACUUUUUAGAACAUCAAAUCGUGAAUGCAUGUGUAUUAAAAUAAGUCACUUGACGUAAUUUGUGAUAA
Molecule: messenger RNA, 1233 nt
Organism: Uranotaenia lowii
Lineage: Eukaryota; Metazoa; Arthropoda; Insecta; Diptera; Culicidae
Gene: Gos28
Product: Golgi SNAP receptor complex member 1
Exons: 5
Coding region: 155-865 (236 amino acids)
Biological process (GO): endoplasmic reticulum to Golgi vesicle-mediated transport; vesicle fusion
Cellular component (GO): SNARE complex; Golgi membrane; cis-Golgi network
Molecular function (GO): SNAP receptor activity
Source: RefSeq, a predicted model, not a curated record